UUAUUAUUAUUUUUUCUGUCGAAAGAAAAGAAAGUAGUCAAACAGGUGAAGUGAAAGCAAGCAACAGAGACGGUGAAUGCUAAGUGUUGGGCGACGUUGAGUGUGAAUUUAAUGCAUGUACCUAAAAUUAUGAUGACUUUGUCCGUCAGAAUUGCUGCGUGUGACAUAAAGUGUUAAUAUGCGGUUUGCCACUGUUUUUCAUUACAGACUUCUAUUUAUGUUAUAGUACAAUAAUCGGUUUCUUAGCCUUCUGAAGUUGCCUGAAAAUGCUACGCUUUCUUAGCAAACGAUUCAGUCGCUCCACUAGAAACAAAAGUCGUACAAGCGGUGAAAAAGCGCCUACAAAACUUGGAAAAAAUAUUUUGCCUUGUAAAAUUAUUUUACUAGAUGGAUCAGAUAUGUCCGUGGAUGUACAUAAACGAGAUUUGGGGAGCGCCUUGUAUGAGCAAGUUUUCUACCAUAUAGAUCUGACCGAAAAAGAUUACUUUGGUUUGCAAUUCACAGAUGCUAAUCAUGUACAACAUUGGUUGGAUCCCACAAAACUGAUAAAGAAACAAGUCAAAAUUGGUCCUCCAUACACAUUUCGUAUCCGUGUAAAAUUUUAUUCAUCAGAACCAAAUUCUCUGAGAGAAGAAUUGACAAGGUAUUUAUUUUUUCUACAACUGAAACAAGAUGUUUUAUCUGGUAAAUUGCCAACACCUUACCAAACUGCUGUUGAGCUUGCAGCCUUUGCCUUGCAAUCUGAAUUGGGAGAUUAUGAUCCCGUCCAACAUACACCUGGUUUUGUUUCCGAGUUUCGUUUUGUACCAGACCAAACUGAAGAAAUGGAAGUUGACAUUUUAAAUGCUUAUAAAACUUGCAAGGGUCAAACUCCUGCUCAAGCUGAACUUAACUAUCUUAAUAAAGCCAAGUGGCUUGAAAUGUAUGGAGUUGAUAUGCAUACUGUUUUGGGAAAAGAUGGAAAUGAAUAUUCUUUAGGCCUCACUCCAACAGGAAUUCUAGUCUUCGAAAACACAAAUAAAAUAGGUUUGUUUUUCUGGCCAAAAAUUACAAGAUUAGACUUCAAGUCAAAAAAGUUAACUCUUGUAGUAGUUGAAGAUGAUGAUGAAGGACAUGAGCAAGAGCAUACCUUUGUGUUCCGAUUACAUAAUCAAAAAGCUUGUAAACAUCUGUGGAAGUGUGCAGUUGAACAUCAUGCUUUUUUCCGCCUGAAAGGAGCUCAAAGGCCUCCGACAGGAAGACAAAACUUCUUCAGAAUGGGUUCAAGAUUUAGGUAUAGUGGUAAAACAGAAUACCAAACGACUCAAAACAGAGCUCGAAGAACUGUACAGUUUGAUCGCCGACCAAGUCAACGCUAUUCUCGCCGGCCCACUCAUGACCGCAGGCGAGAUCGUGAAAGAGAUAGAGAAAUUACUGAUGCUCUUGCUGAAGCAUUGAGAAAUGAAGACAGGGGUUUAAGUGCACUUCCUUUGCCUCCACCACAAGUGGAUGCAGCAAAAAGUGACCUUGAUGCUUCUACCAAGACAGUGACUGCUCAACCAUCUUCUGUUGUGGAAGAAACUGUGUUGGAGCCAUCCACUUCUACAAAUUUGAAGAACUCUGUUCCUGUAUCAAAUGGUACUGUUAAAGAGACUGCAGAAGAUCGUUUAGAUAACCUGAUUAAGUCUCUAACAAAGGGAAAACCAGCUGCUGAAAGUGUUGAAAUAAAUAACGAAUUAACAUCUCUGACAGUUAAAAAGAAGGAAUUAAGUGAAUUUGUUGAUGUGGCAGAAGAUGAUGUUUUGCUUUGCAAAAAGAGUAAAGAACCUGUCCCUUCUACUUCAUUACAAGCAGGGUUGAAUAAACAAACAAAUGCUUUGAAAAAUAAUCAGAUGAAAAUUUCUGGUGGAGCAAAACCUAUUCCCGUUGAUCAGAUGAAAUGUAAUAUUCUCAAAGCUAAGUUAGAUGAAGAAAUUAAGAAAGUUUCAAGUGAAAAAGAACCCCUGGUUGUGGAUUUAAAAGAAAGCAAACUUCUAGUUGAUAUUGAUUCUGAUAAAACUGCUGUACAUCUAAAUGGUGAAAAAGUGCCUGAAGAUUUGAAGAUAAGUUUACCUUUAAGCUGUCGGGAUAAUGUUUCUUUGGAAACAGUUUCCAAAAGAAAAGGCAGCCAAGCAGAAGUUGAUGCUUCUAAGUUUCCAGUUGUCACUACCAACAGGACUUUGGAACUCCCAAAACAGGAGUUUCAAAAUGAAGAUAAUAUCCCCUUAAUACCUAUUAAAGCAUCUAUUCCUACUAUAACUCCCACUUCUGCACCGUCUUCUCCGAUUACAGAACAACCUGUUCAAAUUAAUGGGGCUUCUUUAAAUUCCACUAAUCCUCCCAAACUAACACACAAAUCAGUCGAACUAACUAAACUUCUUGAGGAUGCAGUACAACAAAUGAAAUCAAUGCAUUUAUCUACCAUUUCUGAUACUAACAGUGGUAAAAAGUCUCCUCAAUCUCCUUCAUCUGAUAAUUUUUCUUUUAAAAUGCCUAAUUCGACAGAAAUUAAUGCUUCAACUAAAAUUACUAACUCAGAAAUUGUUAAUAAUGAAGAGACCAAGGAACCAUCACGUGUGGUCACCGAAACAUCAUUUGCUGGAGCAAAUCCUAUUACACGUUCUGUGUCUUCAGCUAGCAAUCGUGAUAUUUCUGUCCAAGCAAUUAUGCGAGUAACUUCCAACGCAUCUCAAUUAUCACCCUGGCAUGUGGAUAAUAAUAGCAAUGGAGUUGUUUCUCCAGAAAAUCCUGCCACUGUUCGUCGAACUGUGAUGACCACUGAACUUUAAACUGUUCAGUUAUUUGUAGAAAUGUAUGUAUGAGAGAAUGAUUGUAAGGCUUAUCUUUUAAAAUAGUAUGUUCAACAACUUUUCUGCCAUGAAUCACACUAUUCUAUUUCUUAAAAUGAUGAUUGAAAUGGGCAUUGAUACCAUUUGUGUUUGUUUUUAUUGCAAUCGUUUUAAUUACUGUUGAACAUAAAAAAUGAAAAACAGUGUCUUUAGUUUUUGGCAUUUAUUUUUACAUUCAAAACAUAUGCUUUUUUGUGUGGCUUAUAAUGUUUUGCAGCUACUUGUGAGCAUACAUUUGAGUAAACAAAUUGUUACAUUCCAUUAUUAGAUUCAUGAAUUGUAAAUGAUUUAUUUUCAGUGUUUGUAGAAAUUCAUGAAAAAAAAUUUUUGUGUGAUUAAUGUUUUUAAACUGAAAAAUAACUGGUAAAAAUAUUUUGCACCAGUUUGGUGAUUUUACUUCCGUCCAAUUUUAUGAAUUUUACAUUAAUAAUUCACUUAUUAACAAUACCGGUAUUUUUUAUUCUGUAUACUGAUUAGAUGACAAGUUCAUGUAGCAAAUCUUAAAAUCAGCAAGCUAUUUAAUGCAACAAUAAAAUUCUUAACUGUUUUCUCUGACAUGCAUUUUUUUUUUUUAUAAAAAUGCUAACAAUUAAUGAAAUUUUUAACAUUUUUUUCUAGAUAUCUGUCAAAUAAAAUGGUUUUUAAGCUGAGCUCUUAACAAAAAUUUAUUAACUGUAUUUUCAUCUAUUAUGUGGAAAUGAUUGUAAAUGAGUAUAUUAAACUGUCUUCGUGCAUUUCUGUAUUAGGACGAGAGCAUUUUUUACCAUCAUUAAAUAGAAAUGUUUUAUUUUUCACUAAAAAUUUAAAUUUUUUAAUGGACAAAAGCUUUUUACAUGUUUACUUUUUUUUUCAAAUUCUUGACUUUUAUUUGUAGUUAUUUUUUAAUCAUGUGUUCUGUUAUUCAAGUAUGACUUUUUUUUUUCUUUAAUUAUAUCCACUUGUAGUUUGUAGUGAUGUGCAUAUUAUUUUGAAAUGAUUGUGCCAAGUUGUUUGCCAUACAUAAUUAUGUUGAAUGUCUAUUAUCAUAUGUAAGUCAUUUGCUUUGUAGUGUUUGAUAAAGCUCACAUUGUAUGAGGUAUUCUGUAAAUUCUGUAUGUUGUAAGUAGUUGUUAACAUUGGUUAUUUUAUAUGAAACCUGGAAUCAUUCCUGUUUGGAAUAAAUAUUACUAUAAGCAUUUCAAA
Messenger RNA from Argiope bruennichi, 4049 nucleotides. Its product is annotated as band 4.1-like protein 5. Gene Ontology annotation, cellular component: cytoskeleton. Bases 267 to 2807 code for a protein of 846 amino acids. Lineage: Eukaryota; Metazoa; Arthropoda; Arachnida; Araneae; Araneidae. Gene Ontology annotation, molecular function: cytoskeletal protein binding. The record is from RefSeq and is a predicted model, not a curated record. The transcript is spliced from 17 exons.